AUGAACGGAGCAGUCAAAUUACAAAACAACGGGGAGCUGGAAACUGUCUCCAGCUUCAAUCCGAAGGAAGAGUUUGAGAAGCGGCGAUGGGUUCUCAUUACAAAUGUCCCAGAUGGCGUCGAUUUAGAGGUAAGAUACCGAGAUUGUUUACCAUGUGAGCAAAAUCUGAGAAUCAGAAGUUGAAAGUUGUUGGAACAGGCACUAAAACAGCGAUCGCAACAGCCAUACAUCUACGCCAAUACGGUAACAAUUUGCUAUCUGCAUCACAAGCUGACUGUACUGUUGAAUUCCUUUUAUGUUAUGUAUUUCUCGUUAGGUAGUUCUUGAAAAUUAUUGGUGAUGAUAUUGACAAUUGAGCCUGUUUUUACCGUCUGGGCUAAGAGUGAGUUUCUAAAAGUUUUGUUUCGAUCGUGUACAUUGCAGUGGGUGGAUUCGGGGGGGGGAAGGGAAGCGUUAUACGCUUACACUUAAAAACUGAAAAAACGACCAUCUUUACUCUAUACCCCAACCGAAAAAUUGAGACUAGUGGGAAGAUUGACUUGAGACUGGUAUUUUGUCUUGCAGGAUUUAAAGACAAAUUUCCUUCAAGGCUUUGAUGUUAUUGAUCUAAGAAUAGAAAAGAACUCAGGUGAUAAAUUCAUGCACAAGUAUAACUACAUUCUACUCAAUGCAGGAUCUCUCAAUUUAUUUAUUUAAUUGUUGUAUCAAACAGAUAGCCUUUGAAGAUGAAACAAGUCAUGCAGAAUGCUUAGUAUUGGCUUAAAAAUGAUAUUUUAGUUGCUCUCCUCCAAGUCUUAAAUUUGUACUUGAUGAUCAGGCCUCAGCUUGAAUCAAAAAUACAGAUUCUCCCAAGUAAUGACAGUACAUUUCUCUUUGGUGAUGGAAUUAAGCGUUAUAUCCCUAGAGUAUCUCUGAGUUAAGGAAAUAUCAUUUCCUUACUUCUCAUGACCUGUCUGCUUGACAGUAUAUUGCAUUUGUAAGGAGAAUUUUAGUAGUAAUCACUUCUGGAAGCCAGAGAUUAAACAGGAAUAAUUUCAUAUAAUUUCAACAAGAAAGAUAGGCUUUUGUGUUGUUGUUGUCAAGUGAAAUAAGUUGUUUUUAUCAAUCUGGAGAAAGUUGGUUGUUUUUUCAUAUAGCAGUUAGGUUUUGUUGACUGGUAUUUAGCAAUCCAAAUGUUUUAGGAGCAUAAGAGUUUAAAAUAGCAUAAUGAAAAGUUAAGUUAAUUCUCCCCUCUAGCUCUAGGCAUUUCAUUAUCACUUAGUUGCGAGAAUUUGGUAUUAGAUCAAGAUAGCAGCUUCUACCUGUUAAGUUUGUAUAUUCUCAUUACCUUUUUGUUGGAUAACGUUUGUGUAUUUUCAGGAGAAGUUACAUAUUAAUUACCUAUGGGAGUUUAAAUGUUAACUAGUAUUUUCUCCCUUUAUAGCUCAUGUUCUUCUUGGAGCACCUGAGCAGGCUGUCACUGCCAUUAACUCACUCAAUAGGCAAAGUUUUCAUGGCUGUGUCCUUGGUGUCUCUCUUGCUCCACCAGACAGUCUGUUAUUUGUCGGUAAUUUACCAUUUGAGUUUAAAGAGGAACAGUUUAGGAGCCUAAUGAGCCCAUUUGGACCCAUAGAAAGAAUAUUCCUUGUGCGGAGUAUGUUUACGGGAGAAAGUAAAGGUUAUGGUUUUGUGGAUUAUGUCACACGCGAGUCAGCUUGUCUUGCCAAACAACAGUUGAUGAAUACAGGAUCAAAAUAUGUUGGAGGACGAAUAUUAAGGGUGAACUUUGCUGAGCCAAAUCUGUUAACUUAUGAAGAUUUACAUUCCAAGACUCUGUUUGUGGACAGACUUCCCAGAGACUUCACUAAUGGAGAAGUGUUAAAGGAGUUAUUCAGUCAGAGUGGAUCAGUAACAUUUGCACAGGUAAAUUAUACAUUGAGAAGGAAAUGUCUAUGCCAUUUAUAUUUGAUGAAGUGCCCAACCCUCAAAUGAGCACCCACCCUUAAAAAUUGGAUUUUUCUUUUGUUUACACUCCCUCAUAAGGGGACACCCCUUGCAUAAUAAUCAACUCUUGGCAAUGAAAUUUGUCUUGAAUUUCUAAGUCAACAAAGAUAUGAUCUUUGUCAGAGCAUCAGGACAGUGGGGUUUUGUCAAAUCUCCAUUUGUCUGCUGGAAAGCAAGCUGUCUGUUUGUCAGAAAUUAACAAGAGUCUGAUGUAACACUCUCCCAUAAGCAGAAAUCCAACCAAGUUUUUUUUUGAUGUCCACUGAUUGGAAUAAUUCUUGUAAUGGGAGAGUUCUGUCCAUGAACUCUUUUUCAAACUCCUGAAGGUGUCAGCAGAGAGAAGAGGGUAAGUUUCCAAAGAAUCUGUUGUGCUGCAUUAGGGGAGAAUGUAACAAGAUAAGUUUUGGUUUCAUCAAUUGAGUUGAUAAUGUAAAUUGGCCACUGCAAAGAGUUUCAAAGUUCUGACAAAGGGCUAACACUUUCAACAUUGGCUUUGGAACUCUUUACAGUGGCCUAUUUACAUUAUCAACUCAGUUGAUAAAACCAAAAUUAUCUGCUUAUGAGAGAGUUGACUAUAAUUGUUAUGACAGAGAACUAAAAACGAUUUUUAUUCUGAUCUUUGUAUUAAAGGUUGCAGUGAAUCCUCAAACAGGCAUAUCUAGGGGAUUUGCCUUUGUUGAUUAUGGAACAGCAGAAGAAGCAGAACGUGGACAGAAGGCACACAAUGGGGUGCUGUUAGAGGGCACAAAUAUCCGUGUGGCUUAUGGAACUCCAGGAAGAACUGGUGCAAGCAUUCUUGGAGGGCAAAACACCAAUGUGGUGAGAACAAUUUUUAAAAUCUUAGUUUCUGUUUUUGGUAUGACCAACUCUUUGAGAUAUAAUAUUAUGAGUAGAGUUAGCCCAGCUGUCAAGCCUAAAAGCCUUCAGUUACUAGAAGCCACCAGGAAGGAGCACUACUACUCCCUUGGGUGGGAUGUCAGCAUAUGAUUUUGUUAUCCCCCUGGUAUUUUAAUGGUUACCUUUCAGGAUGUUGUAAUGCAUUUUGCUUCUGGGUAAAGAGAGGCUUAGUGACAGUUAAUUGAAGAACACAACAUAAAAAGCCAGUCAGUUAUCCAACCUGGAACAUCAAUCCUCAGUUCUGCAUUCCAUAAGAGUGUCCCACUUUGCAAGGUGUACAAGGCUUUAAUUUUGUUUUCAUGUCUUGUUUGCCAUGUCACAGGGAGGCCAGUCAUCAUUUGGCCCUCGUCCUAGGGGCCCUGCUCCUCAUGCACCCCAAGGCCUUGAUAUGAUGGCUGCCAGGGGCCCCCGCCCCCUCAUGGCUCCACGUCCACUUAUGGGUUCAGAGCCUUGGCAACAAAUGCCACGAGGACAUCCUGGAAGAUCACCCAGACCUCUCAGACCAGGUCUCACAGUAAGUGUGACAUAAAAUACUGCUUAGGCUGACAUCAGGAAAAGCUUCAAUUUUUUUAUAUCAUUAAGCUACUUGACGAUUGAAUUAUGUAAUUUUUAAAGAAACUUCUUAUUGCUACAAUGGUAGGCUAAAAUUAGGGUUUAAUUGGUAAAACAUGGGUGAUACAUGUAUGGAGUGCUCCGUCUUUGCAGGGUCCAAGGUUUGCAGCAGGUCGGCCCAGGGGACCUGGACCAGGGGGUGCAAGAGGACCCCCUUUUGGUCAUGCACCUAGGCCCCUCAUGGGCCGUCCCCCUGGAGCAAGGCCCAUGAUGAGACAUCCAGCAGGUAAAGACAAUUAAUCAAAUUCAAUGUGAUAGUUUUAGAACUACAUUUGUAAUUUUUUUUUUAUUAUUUGUUUAUCAAACUGUGAAACUAUGUUUCUUUUCACUAGGUCCCAGGGGCUUUGCUGGUAUGGGUGUGGGAGGUCCUCCAGGGGUGAGACCUGUGGCACCCCGAGGGGUACCCCUGCAACCACGCCCUUUGAUGGACUUUGGGGAACAGCCUGAUGGGACAGUAUUGCCUCCAGAACAGAUGCAGGUACAGUUUACCAGUAUUAUGCAGCUUGCAGAUGAUUCACUUACCAUGGAGAUUUUACUGAGAUCAUGCAGUCUGAUCAUCUUGAGAAGGAAUGUUCUCAGCUGUAGUGACUGAUAUUCCCUCAACCUAUAAGGAAUACAUCAUCAGAGUUAAACAGAUUGGUCACUUUUCUGGUUUUUUUUUUUUUUAGCCAGGACCAGUGGGUCUUGAUCCCUCCCAGCAACACAUAGGUGAGACACCCAUCCCUGCCCUGAUGGGCGAGCCUAUGGGAGGGGGUAUCAUUCCUCCUGCUGCUGAACAAGGAGUGUUUGGCCCAAUGGGUGUGCAGCCUAUGCUACAGCAACAGGAGGUGUUGGUUCCUGCUCCACCUCAGCAGCAGCAACAGCAGCAGCAGCAAGGAAUGUUAGUGCCAUCUCCGCUGCUGGGUCCAAGAUCAGCUGUGCCCCAGUUGGUUAGUUGGAUGUGCCUUUUUUCGUUUUUUAUGUACAUUCUCUAGUUUAUUUAAUGGGAAAGAUGAGGUUAGAGUAAGGGCCUCGUGUUCAAGUCAAGUGGGGUGUGACACUGGACUCUUUCAUUUUCUCUUCUUGUGAAAGAUUAUCAUAACCUUUAACACCGUAACAUCAUUAUUUGUAUUGCAUUAUUUGUUCUCCUUACAUUUCCUUAGGUUCUGACAAGGAGAAUUUGUUUAAUAAUUGAGAACUUCCUUAGGUGGUGAUCAUUUCCUUUAUUCUUGAGAAGCAUGAUACUGUAAGGAGGAAUGAGAUGCUAGUCACUUUGAGGGGUUAACCCUUUAACUCCCAAGAUCUGAUUGGUAAUUCUCCCCUCUAGUUGGUACACAUAUUCUUGUACAUUCAUUGUAAGAAUUUGGUGUUUGAUCAAGACAACAACUUCUACCUGAUAACUUUGAAUAUUCUCAUUGGCUGUUUGCUGGAUAAUAUGAGGACAUUCUUGGGAGAAUUUUCAUAUUGAUCACUUCUGGGAGUUAAAGGGUUAAGUUCAACAUGUUUCCAAAGGGGUCUGUUGGCAACCCUGAAUUAUAAAACGUUUGCUAGAGAUGACAAACAAGGCACUAACUCACAAAAAUUAAUUAAAAAAGUGAGAAAUUAAAGACAAAUAAAACACAAACAAAAAAAGAAAGUUUUGUUUCUGUUUAACAAAUAUUCUUUUUUAUUUGAAGAUGCAACUUCAGACAGCACCAAGUGCCCCUGUCCCAGCAUACCCAGGCACCAUGCAAAUAACUCAAUCACAAGUGGCUUUAAUGCCACAGUCUACCCAGCAACCCAUCAUGGUACCCGCUCAGCAGGUUCCAAACAAUCAACCAGUGAUGUAUGCUGCACCCAGUGCUCUACCAGCACAGACUAUGGUCCCUCAGGUAUUACACCCUGAUCCAGCCCCACUGAUGGCAACUCCAGGAACAGUCAUAGCAGGCCAAACUGAUCCUAAUACAGUGCAGUAUAGCUCCCCAGGGGUACAGCAGAUUGUAAGUGCGUAUUUCAGCUGUUAGUAGGAGCUAUUAGCUGGGAAAAGCCUCUGCCUAAUCUGCCAUCUUAAGGUUGCUACUUUCACCUAAUAUGUACAUAAUUGCUGGAAAAAUUGUACUUUCAUCAAGCAGCUUUUUAUCAGUGUUAAUCUUACCAGUAACAGGGUUAGAUGUGUGAAUGGCAUCCACUAUAACAUGGCUGUCUGCUAAUUUUCAUUUGUGUUCUGCUUUCAAACUUUUUGAAAGCCCUGAUUUUACUCUCUAUUACUGUAAAUGGAUUUCUCACAGUCUCUGUUUUAGAUACUGAAAGAAUGAUUUGACAAUUUCUGUUUAGGCUCAAGGUGACCCUGCCCCAAGUGGAGCUGCAAAUUCUGGAUAUGUUGUACUUCCUGCAGAUGCAACGCAACAAACCGCUCUUUAUGCACCGCAAGAAACCCAAUCUUAUACUCUGGUAAAGCACAUUUAGUUUCUGUUCUUAGGUCACUAGGAGAUAUGAUUGCCUAACGGUUAUAAUACAGGUCUUAAGCUGGAAAGUUCCUUCUACCCCCUGUGGUGCUUUAAAAAUCCAAGGGGCGAGGUCACUGUGUCGCUGUUUGUGCUUCAUGGUGUCUCCCACAAUCUGAAUGAGAAUCUCCAAGGAUGAUGGAUGGGACACUUGCCAACCCAGACCCAGACCCAGCAUCUCUGAUCUACGGAGAGUGGAAGUAAUUUGCUUGCUUCAUGUUAUUGAAACCAAAACAAGCUCUGGCACUGUGGACCCCUUGGCUCCAGUCCAAUAUUUGACAUUAAAUCUAAUGAAGACUUAUUUUGUCUCGCUCCAGCCUCAAUCUGUGCCAGGGCUGACAACACAACAACCCAUGGUUCAGCUACCUAUGGGUAGUGUUCAACCAACUGCCAUCAUUCAGCCACAAGUUUCCACAUCUCAGCCCUCCUCCAUCCCUGCAGUAGCUCCACCAGCACCUCAAUAUCAGUGGUAUCAACAGAUGCCUCCUGCAGUGGGUAGUGUGGCAGUGUCUACUCCUCAAGCUCAAACCACACCUUUACAAGGUACAUAUCCAGUUUUAAUCAUAAAAUUAUUGUAAGCAAUAUUUUGUAGCCAGAUGGUGUUAGGAUAUGUAAUUUUAUUCAGUGGAAUUCUUACGGACUGGUUUUCUGUUAGGAUACACAAUCCUCAUAGGUGUGCAGAACCAUCUUUUGUCAAAAUAACGUUUGAUUGAGCCUUGUGGCAGUAGUGAAAUUACACUCUUUGUUUUUUUUUUUAAGCAACAUCUGUGGGUGGCAUCCAAUGGGGUCAGGCUGAACAGGCAUCCCAACCUUUAAUGACUGUCUCAAGUAGUGGCAUGUAUGGCCAGUUCCAAACAACACAGCAAUACCAACCACAACAGGCAGUGACACCAGGUUCAGAAGCUAUGGUGUAUUACCAACAACCACAGGUUUGCUCUGCAAAUUAUUUAACCUGUUACACCCUAACGUCAGUAUGCAUAUUCUCCAUACUGUCAUCCAUACAUGUCUUAAGGUAAUGACAAGGAGAAUUUGUUUAACAAUCACAAGCUUGUUAAUUUAGUGAUCAUUUUCUUCACUCUCAUGACCUUAAUGAGUAGUUCAGGGAUGAUAUUGUAAGGAGAAAUUCAAUGCUUGUCACUCUUAGGGGCCAAAGCGUGAAUGUCAGAAUGUAUAAUGAAUCAAAUAUUUUAAGUAGGAUUUACUAGAAUUUACUGGGUCUAAAUGCAUAAUCAGUGCUCGAAAUUGUGACUGUUUUGGUCACUAUGGUGAUUGCAAAAUUUAUUUGGCGACUUAAAUUUAGGCAAAGUUGCCAAUUGGCAACCAGAUUUGAAAAAAUAAAUUUAAAAAAAUCUCUUGAUGAUUGAAUUGUCAAAUGUACAAAUGCCGGUUAUGCAACAUGAAUUGUCCACCCAUUGAUAUGACGAUUUUUUGCGGUGACCAAAUUUUUCUCUAUUAUUACCAUUUUAUACCGACGUGGGCUUUUUGAAAAAGAGAACUUGGAGCCCUGAUCAUAAAACUGAUUAUGCCUCAAGGAGUGUUAUAACCAGUGAUAUUUGUUUAGUUUUUGGGACUACUCUUGGCAAGACAAUGGCGCUAUGUAGUCCACUGCUACUAUAUGUGAUGUUUGUAGCAAAACUGUUUUCAGAGUCAUAUCACACAUAAUUUGUUUCUUAUUUUCAUCAGUUACAACAACUUCAGCAGCCACAGGCACCCCAGCAACAACAACCUGUGCCUCUGAUGCAGCCUCUGCCUCAGCAACAACAGCAGCUUCUCCAGCCACAGCCACAGCCUCAGCCACAGCAGCAGCCAGGUGCAGUUUACCCAGGGCAGAUGGACAUGUCAGGAGCAGGUCAGCCAGGUUAUCCGUCAGUAGCUGGGCACAGUACUGAACAGGCUGUAUACCCAAGUGCAAGUGUAGCUCCCCAACAUUCAGCUCCUCCAGUUGUCUACAGCAGUCAACAGCAGUCACAACUGGUAAGCUCUUUGAGAAGCCCUUUCUAUUAAGUUGUCAUUUUAUUUUGGCUGUUUUUCUGUUGCUAUCUUUGAGAACAUUGGCCCUUUGUGUGUGACUGAUGUUAAACUAAUCUGUUUUGAAGUUAGUUUUGCAGCCUGGGUAGUGAAGUAAAUGAGUUUCUUUAGAGCAAAAUAAAUAAAAUUACUUGUAAAGUUCAUGCUAAAGCACUUUUAUUUUUUUCCUGAUUAGUUUUACUCUGUUCAUUAUUUAAGGGUGCUCACCCACAGCUUGGUCAAAAGAGAGCUGCUGAAGGAGAAACAGGACAGUAUGCUCUGCAGGGACCUCCCAGUUACUAUGACAGCAACAAGCGACUACGGUACUGACAUUCUGAAAGGGCAGCGGCGGGUGUUGUGGUGAAGUGUUUUUGAACGCUGAUUAUAAUGAUGAUGAUGAUAUGAUAAUAAUUUUGUUCAUGAACAUGCUAAGUAUUAUAAUUAAUUACAUGUACUAAUUACCCAUUUCCAACACCAAACCUUCUCUUUCAUUCAAAGUCAGGUAUAAAACCUCUAGCAUGAAAAUUAAGUUUUUGUAUUAGCAAUAGGUACAUUUUCCUAUCAAGAACUUUACUUGGCUCUUGCUUUGAACAGAGGCCUCUGGCAUCUUGGAAAUGGCCUAGGAAUUUUUGAGAUCAUGAAUAUUUAAGCAUUUGUCUGGUAUCAGAUGGUAUGGCGAUAAAGAGUUUUAAUUGCCUUAACCCAGCUAUUCAAGGUGGGAGGGCUACUUUGCCUAAAGCUCCUACUUAAGUUUAUACGUUUUUCUCGUAAUCAAACGAAUGUGUCAUCAUUAAGAAAGAAGUACAUGUAACACAUACAUGUAGAUAUAGAUUUGAGGAGUUGAGAUCCUGAUAGCAAUUAACGUGCAGCACUGACCCUCAUGCCAAAACUAAAGGUUAAUUGAAUCAUAACGUGGGAAAGUUUUCAGUAAAGCGGAAGAUUCAAUAAUUAACUUUAUCCAUAAGUGGCUACUGAUAGUGUGUUGGGCAGCUGUGCCGAAUGAUGAAACCCCCGACAGCUUGCCUUCAGGCUAAACAGGCAGGCGUGAGAAGUCUUAGACCGCUCGGUAGACCGCUUGGUAGACCGCUUGGUAGACCGCUUGGUAGACCGCUUGGUAGACCGCUUGGUAGACCGCUUGGUAGACCGCUUGGUAGACCGCUUGGUAGACCGCUUGGUAGAUCGCUCGGUAGACCGCUUGGUAGACCGCUUUCAUUGAAACCCCUGCUACCGCUUAUAUAAAGUGUAUACUUUGAUGUGUUCCAUUGCACAUUUUAACUUGGAGCCAUAAAACCAAAGCCAAAGUAGUCAAAACAACCAUUCAUAACUAAAGAAAAUAUAACAAGGAGCUAAAGAGAACUUAGCGUAAACAUCAUGAUUAGUUUCGUAAAAUAGGUUGUGGUUUAGUGCUUCGCUUAGGGACGAGAGUUUCUUCGCCCGCAGGAAAGAGUGAGAGCUUGAGUAACGCGAGCUCUACCGAGGUCUGCAAGGGGUCUGGCUCUAUAAUCGAGUUAGUGCCAACCCCCCCGGCGAACCUCUGUUCGACUCGUCUCAAAUCUUCCCGCACGCAGAGGAACGACCGUCCUGGAGCGUCAAGGAUCAGGGCUUGAUUUGUGCAGAUUCGAAAAUGUGAUUACUUUUCCUUUGCAUUUGAUUGGUUUGGGGAGAUAGCCAAAGUUUUGUGGACCAAUCGCAGAGCAUUCCUUAGUAAAGCAAAUGCAACCCUUGAUUAUUUGCCGCACUAUAUUGAAAAUUAUUUUAUGGUAUUGAUGAGCUGACACUUGAAACUACAUGUACAAACGGUUUAAUAUAUGUUCUUAUAUUUUACAAUUGUCAUAUACCAGGAAUUUAAUAGUCAGAUGUUGUGGUUUGAUUUUCUCCUCAAUUUACAAUGCCCCAAAACAAAUGCUUGUAACAUUUUUUACACAUUUUUAUGUCCUUAUGAAAGAAAACUUGUUGUAUGCGAUAAAGAGUAUAGUGAACUUAUUAAGGUUGUCGUGAAGUAUUUAAAAUAAGUAAGAAUUAAAUAUAGUUACUGCCACCUUAUGAAAUACUUUGUAGUAUAUUUUAAUGUUUCAAAAGAGAAAUGUAAUUGUUUGUCUCACGUUGUGGCCACUUCGGAUGUGGAUUGCGACUUGUCGACUGCAUACUGCUAAUCUUCUUCAGGCGAUUGGGUCGAUUGAAUACGCGUCAGUUGUAUGCUGUAGUGCUCAGCUGUGAUUGGAUGAAAUUAUACGGCUGCGAUUGGUGCAUCUUCGGAUCAGGUUCCUUACCGCAUGGCUCUCCUGCUCUUGUGGAAGACUAGCAGUAUGCAGUCGAAACAUCGCCAUCUAAAUCCGAAGAGACCACAUCGUAAGACAAACGAUUAAAAUUCUUUUUUCAAAGUAUUAUUUACGACGAUGACUACCAAACCGAUUUUACGGUAUACUAGUGUUAUUAAAAUAAGUUAACUUUUGUGCAUGCAGCGGCCUGGAUAAUUGCGCACUGAACUUCGGAAUGAGAGGUCUAGGUUUGAUCCCAGGCCGUCAUUGUUUUGUGUGCCAGGGCAAGAGUUAACCUUUCAACUCCUAGAAGUGAUUAACAUGUAACUUCUCCCUAUAAUAUUCAUACAUUAUUCAGCAAACAGGUUAUGAGAAUAAUCAAGCUUAUCUUGUAAAAGUUUUUUUUUAACUUGACCAGGCAUCAAAUUCUCAUUACUAAUUUAUAACGAGAUGUGUAGCAGCCAGAGAGGAGAAUUAACAAUCAGAUCUCGAGGAUUUAAAAGUUAAGGGGUUUCAAAGAGUAACCUAACUGUUUGCGCAUGUCUUCAACCUUUAACCCUCAUGCCCUAACAUCAGUAUCUAUAUUCUCAUUACUGUUCUCUGUAGACAUCCUUAGGUACUGGCCAGGAGAAUUUGUUCAACAUUUGAGAGCGUCUUUCGUUGGUUAUCAUUUCCUUUAUUCUCACGACCUUAAUGUUUGAUUUAGCAGCGAUAUUGUGUGAGUAAAUGAAUUGCUUGUCACUUCUCGGGGUGAAAAAGAGAAAGUUACAUUUGUGAAGAAAGUUCCAGACCUGUGUUUGUCGGCGAUGUAAUUCAUGUGAUCUAACAAGGUUACUUUAUCGUUGUGUGUACAGGGAUACCAGGGUUUCUCCAUUUAUUUCAGAGUCUAAUUGGACACUGAAUUUUGAGCAUCAUUUUAGUUAUUCAUGAGGUCAAUGUUAUUGUACGAUGCCAUCACUGAUUUAUUAAGCUAAGUGCGUUCUUCUGCUAGUGAAGCAUGUGUUUGUCAAGGAAAAUAACGAAGGUUAUGAUGAAAAUUACUCUCCGAGAGUGAAACAACAUCGGUUACAUGGUAUUUAGGGAUGCCCUCUGAGUAGUUAUUUUGACGUUAACAUAUGUUUUCGUGUACCUUGCACCCAUGCAGUGUUAUGAAAAACAAUCAACCUAAACGGUUAUCCAUGACUCAGAAAUCAUGAUUUAUGUCGUGUAAACUAAUUGCGUGUCAUAAGUUCCAAGGCUCGAUUUCCGCUGCUCUCUCGUAUCCGUUCCUCGCUACUUCCCGAGAAGAGAAGGGGAGAAGCACGGGCUCAUUUUCCCAAACAGUAGCUGGUAAUCGAGCCUAUCAAGUACCCUUCGAUGUGAAGAGCAUUAUGAAGGAGGUAAAGGCAGGCCGUGGCUCAGGGGAGUUCUAUAACGCAUGCGCUCAACCUCUUGUAAUAAAAAUGUAAUAAUUCAUCGGUAGCCCCC
Messenger RNA from Pocillopora meandrina, 11686 nucleotides. The record is from the annotation of a GenBank genome assembly. NCBI's taxonomy places the organism in Eukaryota, Metazoa, Cnidaria, Anthozoa, Scleractinia, Pocilloporidae.